UUCAAAUUUAGCGUCCAACGGCUUUUGACGUCUUGUUAAAAAAAAGUUAUCAGAUUAAUUUACUUAUAAAUUUAAAAAAUAUAUAAUUAUAAAUAAUGGACGAACUUCCACCAAAAGACUCGAUGUUCUGGAUGCGAAACCGACUCAGUACUUACAAAUACUGGCCAUUUGAAUCUACGGCUCCAUGCAAUGCUGAGAGCAUGGCCGCGGCUGGAUUUUUCGCAACCGGAGGGAAAGAUGAGCCAGAUUCAGUUGAAUGUUUCAUGUGCAACAAACCCAUGGACGGCUGGGAAGAGUCUGAUAAUCCAUGGGAGGAACAUGUCAAGCAUCAAAAAAACUGCAAGUACAUUCUGCUCAACAAACCUGAUGAAUUAACCUGGACUGUUGAAGAUCUGUACAAUCUUGCCAAAGAAUACUACUUGAAAGAAUUUGAUUCCGUGAUGAAGAAGUAUGUCACUUCUAGAAUUAGAGAAUUUGAUAAUCUACGCGAUCGUAUUCCAUCUAUAGUAAGAAAUAAUUUAAAAAAUAAGAAAAAUAAUUAUUGAAUUACUCAAACAUAUAUUUAUACGUCAUUAUUAAUUAUAAUAAUUAUGUUAAUUUUUUUUUUAUACUUUUAAUUUAAUCAUCCUCAAGUUAGCAGACAAUUCAAAACUUCCAGAUUUUUUACAACAAAUCAAUAAAAAAAAUAAAAAUGCCCAUGUAGAAAAAAAAAGUUGUAGGAUUUUUUAAAUACUUUUCUAUAAUUAAUCAUUUUUAAAACAAUGAAAAAAUUAUUAGACGGCUAACUGCAGUAGCGUUUAAUUUUUUUAUAUCGAAGAUAGUUUUUUAAUGUCAGUAUUUAUUAAUUGAUAGCAAUCGAAUUCAGUAAUGAUAUCGCUGGUUCCUGGAGUUAAAAAAUAUUUUUACUUCAUUCAUUAAGAUUAACAACUAAUCCGAUUAUAUUUAAAUAUUAUCAAUCUGAAUGAGUCAAAAAAAUCCCCGGUAUCAUUCAGUAGCAAUCGUCAUUAAAUCAAGACAUCAAAUCAGAAUAUUUAUAAGAUUUAUUUAUUAUUAAUUCUACAGAUAACUCUUGAACGUGAAUAAGUUAAUGUUUUUGAUAAUACUGCUGUGUUUACAAAAUUCUUCGCGUGAUUUUUAUCGUGCACUUGAAUUACUGAAGCUUCCAUUAAUACCCAACUCAUCUAUGUCUACAUAAAAUAUCUCUGUACAAUAAGUAGAUAAUAAAAUCCAUUUAUUAAUUAAUAAAAUUUUUUCAAAUUAUAAUUUUAAUUAAUCACUUUUCCAUUAAUAAAAUCAUCAAUCAUUAAAAUAUUAAUUAUUCUCUCAAGCUGGAUAAAUUUUGAAUUUAAUUUCCAGUUAAUGCGCAAUGGCAAUUCUUAAUAAAUUUGAAUUUUAUUUCCAGUUAAUACGCAAUGGCAAUUCUUAAUAAAUUUGAAUUUAUAAACUAAAUUUUCCAUGCGAGAAUAAUUUUAAAAAUUAAUUACA
This is a messenger RNA of Microplitis demolitor, 1485 nucleotides long. RefSeq names its product baculoviral IAP repeat-containing protein 5 (gene Det). Lineage: Eukaryota; Metazoa; Arthropoda; Insecta; Hymenoptera; Braconidae. The transcript is spliced from 3 exons. The record is from RefSeq and is a predicted model, not a curated record. The coding region runs from base 96 to 545 and encodes 149 amino acids.